Messenger RNA from Adineta ricciae, 681 nucleotides. NCBI's taxonomy places the organism in Eukaryota, Metazoa, Rotifera, Eurotatoria, Adinetida, Adinetidae. The record is from the annotation of a GenBank genome assembly.
AUGGUUUUUCAAAUUUUGUUGAAUUAUAAACAAUGUAAGAAAAAUGGUAAAGAAUAUGGCAUCUGCGGCGAUGGACACACUUCUAUUUGCUCGUCGACAUCAAUUACAGAUCCAGAAAAUGGUUGCGGAUAUGCUGCUUGGUGCCGAAAAUCGGGUCAUUCUGGUGGAAUAUGUGGCGAUGGACACACAUGCAUAUGUACAUCGGGUAACACACAAAAGCAGGUCGAAGACCAUACCCAUGGACAACACAAACUGAUGAUCAUCGAUGAAACUGGUGAUAUGCUAACUGAUCAACUACGACAAACAAUGCUGGAUGUCUUCUUCAAAAUAUAUCCGAAACUUGUCUUACGGUUCAAUCCUAACGCAAGAAAAUCUGUCAAAUUUAGAAUUGAUCGUCGUCAAUGGUGGUAUUGCUCAUGCAUGAAAGUUACAUGUACAAUAUCUUACGGAGAUGUUGUUAUUACUAUGCUUACGGCAGAUGAAGUUCUUGCAAAAGAUAUUAUCAAGCAGGCACUAGAGAAACUCCACAUUCCACUAGAAGAAUAUGAUCGUUUUGAAUUAAAUGUAUUAGAAGAUCCAGAAAAUCCAAGUGGAGUUAAUGAAAAUUCAUCCAUAGCUGAGAUUAGAGAAGAUUUACCCGAUGGUAUGACUACUAUUCCGUUUUUGUUACUCAAACAGUAA